Penicillium nucicola is the source of this 816-nucleotide messenger RNA. RefSeq names its product PhzF family phenazine biosynthesis protein. Gene Ontology annotation, molecular function: isomerase activity. The transcript has a single exon. NCBI's taxonomy places the organism in Eukaryota, Fungi, Ascomycota, Eurotiomycetes, Eurotiales, Aspergillaceae. Gene Ontology annotation, cellular component: cytoplasm. Gene Ontology annotation, biological process: biosynthetic process. The record is from RefSeq and is a predicted model, not a curated record. Bases 1 to 816 code for a protein of 271 amino acids.
AUGUCCGGCAAUGACAUGCAGGCACUGGCAAAAGGUCAAGGCUACGAGUGCUGCUUCAUAUUACCUGCACAGUUGGACUCUAGAUAUGACUAUGAUUUCCGCUAUUAUGCACCAGACCACGAGCUGGAGAUGUGUGGCCACGCAACUGUAGGGGCAAUCUGGUUACUAUCGAAUCUUGAGAUGUUAGCGAAAGAAAAUAUACGAAUCUCGACUAAAAGCGGUAUCGUCGAGGCCACAGUCUCGCGAACAUCAGGAGAGGGCAGUGACGACGAAAAAGAGAAAGCGAUAUGGGUUGAAGUAUCUCAGCCAGCAGUGAACAUGUUGGAGAGCAUACGACGACAGGACCUCAUCGAUGAGAUUCUCUCCGUUUUGGGAAUAUCAAAUGAUGAUCUUGUUCCUGGAUUGUCCAUUCGAAAUGCAGCGACAAGUAGAGUGAAGACGCUCAUUCCAAUCAAGUCUGUUGCGGCACUUAACAGUCUCGCACCUCAAUUCGAUCAUGUCCAAUCCCUUUGUGACGCUCUUGGCAGCACUGGUCUUUACCCAUAUGCAGUUUCCGACCUAGAGGAUCAGGUAUUCGAGGCGAGGCAGUUCCCUAGGGGAGCUGGGUAUCAUGAAGAUGCAGCGACAGGUGUUGCGGCAUCUGCUUUGGCAUUUGAACUGUUGGAAAAUGGGCUUCUGGUUGAUUCUGAAGAGACCGUCGAAGUGAAGCAGGGCUUUGCGAUGGGAUGUCCCUCCGAAAUUAGCGUUCGGUUUAGAGAAGCUGGUGGUCAUGUUGUUGGGUGUUGGAUUGGGGGUUCUGCUGUCUUAGAGGCAUGA